GGCCCAUUUUUCCUCUUUGGUGGCUAGGCAACGUGUGUGGUCCGGACGACGUCGGUGAUCCGUUGCCUAGCAACUAAUGUACGGCCCGCCGGCUUCGGAACGUGUGAGAGAAUCGUCCAAUGGGAACAUCACAUCAAUCACGUGGAUGGGAGGAGCACCGAAUGCAAAUACAUCCCCCCUGCGCUUCUACAGUUGGUCCUGAAAGUGGGUGGCCCACACACACACACAUAGACACACACGGACACGCAUACGCACAUAAACAUACACAUACACACACAAUGAAUGUUCCCAGGAUACUGCAUACGGCAGCGUGUCUCUGCUCUCGUACUACUAUGGGAUUAAAAUGAUUUCAACUGGUAACAGUAACGGUGUUACUCCUUUUUAUAUCAAGAAGGAAAGACUGCACGUGGAUCUCGUCACCAGGACUAGUUGGACGGAUGCUGCAACGGCUUUAGCACAGAUUAAUAAGGGAAAAGCGACUGGAAACAGAGCUGCACUGUGGCUGAGGGCAAAGUUGCAGUGCUAUCUAUUCCAAUUAGGAUGCUUCAUUCAGAGGAAUGCGGGAAAAGUAGUUUUUGUUGGACUUCUUGUGCUUUCUACUUUUUGUGUCGGACUUAAAUCUGCCACUUUGCAGUCUAAUGUCGAGAAAUUGUGGGUAGAAGAAGGAGGCCGAUUAGAGAGAGAAUUGGCUUACAUUAGAAACACGGUAGGUCAAGGUUUCGGUAGUACAAACCAGAUAAUAAUACAAACUCCCCGUUAUCAGGGAGUCAAUGUUUUAAAUCAAGAAACCUUGCUUACCCAUCUUCGGACGGUAAAAGAAGCGACUCAAGUCGUGGUUGACAUGUUUGAUGUGACUUGGAGAUUAAAAGAUUUAUGUUAUUCCCCGAGUGUACCAAGUUUUGACGCACAUUAUAUAGACUCGAUUUUAGAGAACUUGUUUCCUUGUGCGAUUAUUACACCCCUCGACUGUUUUUGGGAAGGAGCUAAACUACUCGGACCGGAAUUUCCAGUUACAAUACCAGGCUUAGGAAUAAAUGUACAGUGGACAAAUCUUAAUCCUCAAUUACUAGUAGAAGCUAUGAAAAAUUUUGGAAAAUAUGUUUCUGUAUUCCCAUUUGAUACUCUAGAAGAUUUCAUGAUUAGAGCAGGAAUAACAACAGCAUAUCAAGAGAAACCUUGUUUGGAUCCAACUGAUGAACAAUGCCCUGAAACAUCACCUAAUAAACAUUCUCAACAGAUACCAGAUAUAGGAGGAGAAUUAACAGGUGGCUGUUAUGGUUUUGCUACUAGAUAUAUGCAGUGGCCUGAAAAUCUUAUUGUUGGUGGAAUAACAAGAAAUAGAACAGGUCACAUAAUAAAGGCAGAAGCAUUGCAAACUGUGGUUCAACUAAUGGCUGAAAAAGAAAUGUAUGAAUUCUGGCAAGAUACUUAUAAAGUACAUAAUAUAGACUGGACUCCAGACAAAGCUAAAAUGGUUUUAGAAACAUGGCAAAGGAAAUUCACAGAGGCAGUGCUAAAACAAGCUACGAAUGCUAAUAAUACAAAAAAUCAUAAUAUAAAUGCAUUCUCGUCAACAUCUCUUACUGAUAUCAUGCAAGACUUCUCAGAAGUUAGUGUUACAAGACUUGCACUUGGAUAUAUUUUAAUGUUGGUAUAUGCUUGUGUUUCAUUACUUCAAUGGACAGAUGCAGUAAAAUCACAGAGUGGGAUUGGUAUUGCUGGAGUUUUACUUGUAGCUAUAACAGUAGCUGCAGGAUUGGGUUUUUGUGCAAUUAUUGGUAUCUCUUUUAAUGCAUCUACCACACAGAUUGUUCCUUUCCUUGCAUUAGGAUUAGGAGUUGAUGAUAUGUUCUUACUGGCUCAUACUUAUGGAGAGAAUGCCAACAUUCAUAUAUCAGCAGAAGAGCAAACUGGACAGUGUUUAAAACAAACAGGAGUCAGUGUGUUAUUAACAUCAUUUAGUAACAUGUGUGCAUUCUUUGCAGCAGCAAUCAUUCCAAUACCAGCUCUAAGAGCAUUUGCAUUGCAAGCUGCCAUCCUAGUCAUUUUCAAUGUUGCAGCAAUGCUAUUGAUAUUUCCAGCAAUAGUUAGCUUGGAUUUGAGAAGAAGAAGAAAUAAUAAAAUGGAUAUCUUUUGCUGCUUCAAUGGACAUAAUCAAAUUUCUCCAAUAAAAACUUCUGAUCGGAAAAAAGAUUUAAUUUAUAAUAAUACUCAAAUACAUCAAAUUGUUACACAUGCGCUUCCACCUGAUCUUAGUCAUGCUAUAACUGUUCUGGCUCCUCCCAUGCCUAAACAACCCAUUACUUGCUGGACAGAAAAUUCUGUAGCUUCAUCAAUUGAAAAUCUAUCAACAACAAAUUCUACAUCUACAAAAGAACUUAUUGCUGUAAAAUUAAAACAAUCUUUAAAAGAACGUGUCAGUUAUCUUUGUUUUCAUGCUCAGCAGGAUUCUUGGUCUUUAGCAUGGUUUGCAACUCAUAUUUAUGCACCAUUUUUACAAAAGACAUCAACAAAGGUUUUGACUAUAGUCCUGUUUUUGAUUGCAGUAAUAGCAAGUAUUUGGGGAAUGUUAUCUGUUGAUGAUGGUUUAGAUUUAACUGAUAUUGUACCACGAAAUACAAAUGAAUACAAAUUUCUAAGUGCUCAAAGUAAAUAUUUUGGAUUUUUCAAUAUGUUUGCUAUAACUCAAGGAAAUUUUGAAUAUCCAACCAAUCAAAAAUUGUUAUAUGAAUACCAUGAAGCAUUUACAAGAAUAGACAAAAUAAUUAAAAAUGAUGACGGAGGUCUUCCUGAUUUUUGGCUAGCAAUAUUCCGAGACUGGCUAUCUGGUCUUCAAAAAGUUUUUGAUAGAGAUUGGAAGAGAGGAUGUAUUACACAAGAAAAAUGGUAUCCCAAUGCUUCUGAUGAAGGAAUUUUAGCGUAUAAAUUAUUAGUGCAAACUGGACGUGUAGAUAAUCCCAUAGAUAAAUCAUUGGUAACAACUGUGAGAUUGGUGGAUUCUGAAGGAAUUAUUAAUCCUAAAGCAUUUUAUAACUAUCUUACUGCAUGGGUAUCCAAUGAUGUUCUAGCAUAUUCAGCAUCUCAAGCCAAUUUUAAACCAGAGCCAAGACAAUGGAUUCAUGUAGCUCAAGAUGUAGAUUUGAAGAUUCCUAAAUCUCAGGCAUUAGUUUAUACACAACUUCCAUUUUAUCUUACAAAUAUGAAAACAACUAGUGUAAUUACAAGUACAAUUCAAGCAAUUCGAGCUAUCUGCACUAAGUUUGAAAAAAAUGGACUUCCAAAUUUUCCAACUGGAAUACCGUUUACGUACUGGGAACAAUACAUAGGCUUACGUUUUCAUCUUACCAUGUCCCUUCUUUGUGUAUUUGUUGCUAUCUUCUUAGCUGUUAGCUUAGUAUUACUUAAUCCAUGGGCUGCAUUUAUUAUGGUAAGUUCAAAUCUUAAAAACAAUAAUUUAUUAUAA
Molecule: messenger RNA, 3463 nt
Organism: Centruroides sculpturatus (bark scorpion)
Lineage: Eukaryota; Metazoa; Arthropoda; Arachnida; Scorpiones; Buthidae
Product: protein patched-like
Exons: 18
Coding region: 344-3463 (1039 amino acids)
Biological process (GO): smoothened signaling pathway
Cellular component (GO): plasma membrane
Molecular function (GO): hedgehog family protein binding; smoothened binding; hedgehog receptor activity
Source: RefSeq, a predicted model, not a curated record